UUCAGAUCGAAAUUGGCGCCCCCAUUUUCUUGUUCCUUCUUUUCAUCUACCCCACAAUUCACCCACACGCACAAAAUUUUCUUCUCAAAUCUUAGGGAGGAAAAUAUUCAGAAGCGAAAAUUUUCAGCAUUAGCUUCACCGCCGGUAACAAAUGUCGUCGCGCAGGCGAACUUUGCUAAAAGUCAUCGUGCUAGGCGACAGCGGUGUGGGCAAAACGUCAUUGAUGAACCAGUAUCCUUCUUCAUUUCAAAUAGAUAUGUGCACAAGAAAUUCAGUCAGCAGUACAAAGCUACAAUUGGUGCUGAUUUCGUGACCAAGGAACUUCAAAUAGACGAUCGCCUCGUCACUCUUCAGAUUUGGGACACUGCUGGCCAAGAGAGAUUUCAAAGUCUUGGAGUUGCAUUUUAUAGAGGUGCGGAUUGCUGUGUUCUGGUAUAUGACGUGAAUGUCAUGAGGUCAUUUGAUACCCUCGACAACUGGCAUGAGGAAUUUCUCAAGCAGGUUGUUGCUGCUUUUGUGGUCUUUGUUGGAGAAAAAGGUAUUGUCAGGUUUUUUCAGGACGAACAUCUUGUUUUGCUGUUGUUGGAAAAUUUUCAUAUGAUGCAGGCUAAUCCACCUGACGCGAAGACGUUUCCCUUUAUAUUAUUAGGAAACAAGAUCGAUAUAGAUGGUGGCAAUAGCAGAGUGGUAUCUGAGAAGAAAGCAAAGGAAUGGUGUGCAUCAAAAGGGAACCUACCUUACUUUGAGACAUCGGCAAAAGAGGACUACAAUGUUGACCCUGCAUUCUUAUGCAUUGCAAAGGCUGCUCUAGCCAAUGAGAAUGACCAAGACAUAUACUUCCAGGGCAUGCCAGAGGCUGUUACGGAAACAGAACAACAAGGUGGUUGCGCUUGCUGAUCGAUAUUAGUACUGAUGCCAAAUUCCUAAUAACCGAGUAUUCUUCUCUAGUGAUUCUUUUUGUUUUCAGGCUGUUAUUUAAAAGCCACUCUUCUGCACGACGCUGUGUACUAUGUUUUGAGGGUUUAGGCAAUCUUUGCUUCCGUUUCCGUAUGGACAUAUUUAAAAGCCUUUUGUUCAUUUCAUUCAACCUGAAUACUCGUCUUUGUAAUCUUUUUUCUUUGACACACGCAUUUGAGUUUUGUGAUGCUUAAGAUUGCGCAUGGUAAACAUCAUAAGUUAGCUUAUAGUUUAUUUGGUGCUUACAAGCUU
This is a messenger RNA of Striga asiatica, 1209 nucleotides long. The record is from the annotation of a GenBank genome assembly. NCBI's taxonomy places the organism in Eukaryota, Viridiplantae, Streptophyta, Magnoliopsida, Lamiales, Orobanchaceae.